This is a messenger RNA of Oikopleura dioica, 3219 nucleotides long. NCBI's taxonomy places the organism in Eukaryota, Metazoa, Chordata, Appendicularia, Copelata, Oikopleuridae. The record is from the annotation of a GenBank genome assembly.
AUGCGGUUGAAGUUUUUCGCAGCUCUACUCUCCGUGGCGAGUGCAUUUACUUGUCAUAACUGUUAUGUCAAAUACGACCACGUUGGAAACCUUAUUGAAGGACAAGAGAAUUGCUGGUCCGCGAAUGACACUUUGAUCGAUCUUUCUACAACAGAAGUCUCUUGUCCUGAAAAUCAAAAUUUCUGUAAAACAGAAGUUACCGUUGAGUGGGAAGCGACGGGUGAACAGACAAUCACAUUUGUUCGUGGGUGCGCAGUGACUGAGAUAACAGAAGAAAUAGCAUGCUUUGAAAGUACUAUUAGUGGUAAUCGAUACAAGGACUGUAAGCUUACUUGUAAUGAACUUUCAAACUGCAAUACUGACUCUGAUGUUCUCGAUCUACUCGGAAGAACUGGUGAAGAUGGUGAUCCUGUUGAGCGAGUCUGCGCUCAGUGCAGUUCACUUCGUGAUGACGAUGACUCCGAAGACUAUUGCAAAGACGAUGGCCCAACAGAUUUAUGCCCUUUUUAUGCUAAUCAAGGAUGUUUUAAUGCUCACGAGAUCAUUCAGACCCAAGCUGGGAAUGUUUCUGAAGAAUAUUUCAAGGGAUGCUCAUUUUUUGAAAUCAAGGAAGAGUCGACAGGUGAAAAUGAUUGUUCUACUUUCAACCUCAACGGACAAAUGACGCAAACAUGCAAGAGCGAAUGUGAUGCAAACAAAUGUAAUAUUGGUUCAAUAGAAAAUAGCAAAGUAUGCUAUGUCUGCGAAUAUGCUUUUGAUCAUUAUGGGAAGCAGCUGAGCAUUGGCGACCCCGACUGCUGGGAUAGCUUGAAGCAAAGACAUCUUCAAACAUGCAGAGAAGGAGUUACAACUUGUGUGACUGAACUCGAUGCUGUGUGGGGUUUUAAUGGAAAACAAGAAUUUGCGCUUCGAAGAGGUUGUGGACCAAUUGAAAAACCAGAUGAUGGACUAAUGAAGGACUGUCUAACUGCAAACGCCAACUCCCAAUUUCAUGCUAAACAGUGUAUUGACCACUGUAAGAAUGAUGGUCUUGCAUGCAAUACAGAUCUAAGAGUCCUAGAAGAAUUUAAUUACGGAGGUGAAGCUAUUAAAUCCUGUCGAGUCUGCGAGUCCACGUCUGAUGACCCAGAAAUUGAGGACGAUUGUUCAGUAAACUCGACUACAUCACAACUUUGCCCAAAGUACGCAAAUGCGGGAUGUUUUAGCUCUCGUGUCGCCGAAGAUACUCUUAUGGGAUAUAAAGAAACAACGCACCAUGGAUGCUCUGCUUUCAGAACAACAAGCAAUGACCUUUUCUGUUUUAACGCAGAAUACGAAAUGCCAAGCUUUGGAAAUCCUAGCGGCGAAAUAGAAACAACGAAUGUAUGCAAGGAAACGUGCCAAACUCCCGACUGUAAUAUUAAUCUUUCAAAACCUGUUGAAACUGCCCAUUUUUGCUAUGUCUGCGAAGUAACAGUCGAUCAUCUCAACCAAACUGUUGGCCUCGGUGACUUUCAUUGUCUCGAUGAUCCUCCAUCAACAUAUGAAAUCGAGUGCGCUGAGACACAGACUUACUGUGUCACUGAGCUUGAAGUUGAUUGGAUGCCAAAUGGUGAUCAAGAAACAACAGUCCGUCGAUCUUGCUCGGCAACACCGGCUCCGACAUUCUGCACAAUCGGGAAUCCUUACGGAUCAAUUUACCAGCGAAAAGAUUGCGCAUCAACUUGCACAAACAACUUACUAUCUGGCUGCAAUAACGAUCUGAUGGAAGUCGGGCAGAAAUUUGCUGAUGAACUUACUGGGGAACCGAUUCAAUCUUGCUUCAAUUGCGAAACACAUCCAGGUGACGAAGGCUGCCGUCUUGAUCAAGAAUUGGGAGACUUGACGGUUGUUGACUGUCCACUUUAUGCAAACGCUGGUUGUUUCACUUCCUCUUCUCGACUUCGCGAAGGUGACGAGAGUGCCCUUGACAUCAUCAGAGGCUGCAGCACUUUCAGCCAGGAGGACAACUGCAAUUCUGAAAAGGCAGUAAUCAAGAGCGGCAAUUACUGUCACGUGUGCAGAGUCGUCAUUGAUCAUAAUGGUGAUGUCAUUGGUACUGGCAGCACGGACUGUCUCUAUCUUGAUUCUGCUGUUGACUACGAUGUUGUCGAUUGUGGCGAAGAAUCUUCUUGUGCUACUCAUAUGGAAAUUGCAUGGCUGCCAUUUGGACAGCAAGAAGUUCUUGUCGAGAGAAAAUGUGACGUUCCAAAUGCGAUCGACAAUUUGUGCACUGAAAGAGUAACCAACGGGUGGCUCGAAAAGGACUGCUGGGAACACUGCUACGACGACAUGUGCAAUGACAACCUAAAUAUCGCUAAAAACUUCGCACCUGAAGAUGGAACCGAAGCAGUCACGGAAUGCUACACCUGCUCGUACGAAUCUAUCGGAACCAAUAAUCCUCUUGAUGAUGAAAUUGGCUGUCUUGAAAACCCGAUCGAAGAUUCCAUUCAAAAGUGCCCCGAGUGGGCUCAGCUCGGUUGUUUUGUCGGAGAUGGAGUGCAAAAGAACGUCGAAGGAGAUGAGUCCGUCAAUGUUCAUCGAGGCUGCUCUAGUUUUGUCCUUCAGGAGCAGCUAUGUGGAUCUCUCACUAUUGACACAAAUGUGACUGAAGACGUUGACCGAUCACGAAUUUCCGUUUGCAAGCUAACCUGCACCGGUGCUGAUGACUGUAACACCUUCCGAUACCCAGACUGGGUCGAUCCGCCAAGCAAUGAAUGUCCUCCAGAACUCUGCGGAGAGACCACAACUCAGUCUACAUCUACAGCGUCUUCUUCAUCGAGUACAGAAAGCACACAAAGCUCUAGCACUGUCUCUAGCUCCACCAUCAGUAGUUCAAGCACGCUCUCAACUGAAAGCUCGUCAAGCUCAAGUUCGUCUACUGUAACUAGCAGCACUGAAAGCUCAGCAGCCUCUACUGAUAUAUCAAGCACAGUCACGAGCUCAACUAGCUCAGGCUCUUCGACCGAAUCGAGCUCAACUGACACUUCAAGCACCGAAUCUUCAAGUACUGAAUCUUCUACACAGGAAUCAACAACGAAAACUGAUGGGGACGAACCCGAAGAUAAAGAAGCGGACGUCGGGCUUAUUCUCGGAGCAACUGCUCUUGCUGUCUCACUUACAGCUGUUGGCGGAGCCGGAGUUUAUUUUAUCUUCAAAAAAUUCUCCAAACCCUCGAAAACCAGUCCAAAUCACAUUUAA